Molecule: messenger RNA, 1212 nt
Organism: Spinacia oleracea (spinach)
Lineage: Eukaryota; Viridiplantae; Streptophyta; Magnoliopsida; Caryophyllales; Amaranthaceae
Exons: 1
Coding region: 1-1212 (403 amino acids)
Molecular function (GO): catalytic activity
Source: RefSeq, a predicted model, not a curated record
AUGGAUAGAGUGCUUAGUUGGAAUGUAAGGGGCAUCAACUCAAAUAGAAAACAGGAUGAAGUGAGAAGGUUCAUUCAGCAAUUUGAUAUUGGGUUGGUUGGGCUCCUUGAACACAAGGUGAAGGGUACCAAUCUUGGUAAACUUUAUCAAAGAGUGUUUACAAACUGGUGUUUUACUGGGAAUGUUAGUUUCCAUAAAGGUGGCAGGAUUGUAGUUGCUUGGAAACCAAGCAGUUUUACUGUGAGUAUACUAGCUGUUACAGCUCAAUUCAUUCAUUGCCAUGUCAUCCCUAUGAGUGGUAAAGAUGGAUUUUACUGUACUUUUGUGUAUGCUUUCAAUGAGAGUAGGCAGAGAUUGGAGUUAUGGAGAGAUUUAAAGAGUUUGAACACACAGGAACCUUGGAUCAUGUGUGGUGAUUUCAACUAUGUCAUGACUAGUGAGGAAAGAAUUGGUGCUCCUGUGAGGCAAGCUGAAAUUGCUAAUAUUAAUGAGUGUAUGCAGGAUUGUUGUAUGGAAGAUGUGAAGUGUGUGGGGAAUAUGUUCACCUGGAAUAAUAAACAGCAGGGUAGUGCUAGAGUAUUCUCUAAGCUGGAUAGGGUGUUGGCUAAUCCAGCUUGGCAGAAUGUUUAUAAAGAUGCAGAGGUGUGUUUUAUGAGUGAAGGUGAGUUUGAUCACUCCCCUGGACUUCUCAUUGUGUAUCCAAGGGUUGCAAGUGGAAGGAAGCCAUUCAGAUACUUCACAAUGUGGAAAACAGCUCCAACUUUUAAUAGCAUCAUUCAAGAUGUAUGGAGUGAACAGAUUGUUGGAAGCAAGAUGUAUGUGCUAGUCUCUAAAUUAAAGAAGAUUAAAUCUGAUUUGAAGGAACUCAAUAAAACUGGUUUCACUGAUAUCCAAGCUGCUGAUAUUAAAGCUCAUCAAGUAUUGAUGGAGGCUCGGAAAGUUAUGCACUCUAAUCCUACUGAUUUAGAGUUAGCUGAUCUGGAAUUACAAGCAAUUAAGGAGUAUAAAAAGCAUCAUCAGGUGUACAUGGAUUUCUUAAAACAAAAAGCCAAGCUAGAUUGGAUUAAAGCUGGAGAUGAAAACACUGCAUUAUUUCAUCAGAGUAUCAAGUCCAGAAUUGUGCAGAAUCAGGUUUACAACAUUCAUGAUAUGCAUGGGAAAUGGCAAGAUACAACUGAUACAGUUUCUGGUGCUUUCUUGGAUACUAUAUGA